AUGAGCAAGAAAGUGACACAAGAUAACAAUAGUGAAAAGGCUAAAUGGGAUGCAGAAAUAACAGAAUUGUUUUUAAAUUUAUGUGUGGAAGAAAUUAUUGCUGGAAAUCGUCUUGGCACUCAUUUUAGCAGAAUAGGAUGGUCUAACUUGGUGCAAAAAUUUAAUGCCAAGACUGGGAAAAACUAUGAUAAGACCAAACUGAAAAACAAAUGGGAUAGUUUCAAACUUAUUUGGAAAGAUUGGGAUACUUUAGUUGGAAAGGAGACUGGCUUAGGAUGGGACUGCGAGAAAAAGACGGUUCAAGCGAGUGUUGAAUUGUGGAGUAGGAAGAUAAAGGAGAACCCAAAUGUAGAGAAAUUCAGAGAUAAAGGUUUACAAUGUCGAGAGUUGAUGGAAAUUUGUUUUAAAGAUGUUGUUGCCACUGGUGAACAUGCAUGGGCGCCAUCAUCUGGAGUUUUACCCGAUAGCAUACUUGGAAGAGAAGGAUUGGAUCAUAUUAACUUAGAAGAACCAGAAGUAACUGAAAAAAGAGACACAAAUGAGAGUGGUGAUAAAACUAAAAAAAGGAAGGCAUCAUCAAUUACAACUGAAAAGGAAAAAAGUAAAGUCAGUACUAGUUUAAGGAUCACGUCAUCAAUUGAGAGAAUUGCAGAAGCUGUGGAAUUGCGUUCUGCAAUUAUUGUGAGGUCAAAAGACACUCCGCUCAGUAUUAAGAGUGUUAUGGAUGUUGUUCGUAAUUUACCUGGUAUGAUUAUGUCAUUGAAUAAACAUAAUAAUGACAAUGUUGAUGAAGAAGUUCUUAUAAUUGGUGAUGAUAUUGAUGAUGUUUGA
Nicotiana attenuata is the source of this 831-nucleotide messenger RNA. Its product is annotated as L10-interacting MYB domain-containing protein-like. The transcript has 4 exons. The record is from RefSeq and is a predicted model, not a curated record. Lineage: Eukaryota; Viridiplantae; Streptophyta; Magnoliopsida; Solanales; Solanaceae. Bases 1 to 831 code for a protein of 276 amino acids.